UUUAGUCAGUUAGUCAGCUAGUGUCAUCGAGGACGCUCACAAUUUUUGUUCCGCGUACCCGUCAUCGGUGCAGUGCGGCGCGACGUGGAUGUUCAGUUUAGUGUAUGCACAUACGAAGAAGCCGGAUCGAGUCGUAUUGCGAGGGGAAACACGCGUCUGGAUUCGCUGCCUGCCUGUGCCAGUGCAGUGUCUCUGUGUGAUUGGGGAUGUUAGUGACGACCUAUGAGCGCGCGCAGCUCAGUUCACUCCGGUCGGCUAUCAUGUAAAGUAGCCAUACGAUGCGGUCGCAAGUGUUGUUUUGAGCGGUGUGUUUUGGUUAUAAAAAUACUGAAUAGCUGGAAAACGUGCCAAAGCGGAUUUUGAUCCUUUUUAUCCCAAAUGAGCUGAAUAUAUAGUGGCCGAGCCAAAGAAAAUCGGCAACAUGGUUGUCUACUCAUACAGUGUUUCGAUAUUCGCGACCAUUAGUGCCGGAUUGGUCUUCGUGUUCGGAAUUAUAGGAAAUCUCCUCACAGUAAUAGCACUCCUGAAAUACCAAAAACUUCGAAAACACCCAACGACAGUGUUCGUGCUGUCCCUCAGCAUAUCAGAUCUCUUCUUUUGUGCGGUAAAUAUGCCACUGACAGCAAUAAGGUUCAUUAAUCAGCAAUGGACUCUUGGCGAGGACUUGUGUAAAGUGUUCCCGGUGUUUUUCUACGGUAAUGUAGCAGUAUCAGUACUCAGCAUGGUUGGUCUAACCAUCAACCGUUAUACAUUGAUACUUCAUCCUAGUCGAUAUUCUAAGAUAUACACUCCAAUCAGCUUGUUUUUGCAACUGUUUUUGAUUUGGGGGUUUUCAUUUGGUAUAAUGUUGCUUCCAUUGUUUGAAGUAUGGGGUCGACUAGGCUUGGACGAGGAAACUUUCUCCUGUACCAUUCUCAAGAAGAACGACAGUUCACCGAAGAAAUUCAUCUUUCUAUUUGGCGUCUUGGUUCCAUGUAUAGUCAUCUCAAUUUCCUACUCCUGCAUAUUCUAUGCGGUGCACAAACAGAGAUCAAAGCUGAAAGCGCACAAUGCCAAUGCAUCGGGCAGGAUUGAGUCGUUUUUCCGCAACAAGGAAGAUUGUCGGUUAACAGUGACACUGCUAACAAUAUAUCUCUGCUUCCUGAUAUGCUUCUUUCCACUGAUGCUUGCCAACGUGAUCGAAGAUGAUGGUUCGCAUGCUAAUCUGCACGUGUUUGCUUCGGUGCUCGCGUGGAUGUCGGCAGUCAUCAAUCCAUUCAUUUAUGCUAUCGGCAGUCAGAAUUACAGGCACGCUUAUACGAAACUCCUCUCGGAAAUGUGUUUCUGGAAGACAAAUGUCGAACUGCGAUCAUUCGACGAGAUCAAUAAAUCGCGAACGGUAGACCAUUUAUAGCAACACAAACCGGUGAUCAUUAAUGCAGCGAAUAAAAGACUUAGCUUUAUUCUCGUUAUCGAA
This is a messenger RNA of Topomyia yanbarensis, 1456 nucleotides long. RefSeq names its product protein trapped in endoderm-1 (gene Tre1). Gene Ontology annotation, molecular function: G protein-coupled receptor activity. Gene Ontology annotation, biological process: G protein-coupled receptor signaling pathway. Gene Ontology annotation, cellular component: membrane. The coding region runs from base 422 to 1393 and encodes 323 amino acids. The transcript is spliced from 6 exons. The record is from RefSeq and is a predicted model, not a curated record. Lineage: Eukaryota; Metazoa; Arthropoda; Insecta; Diptera; Culicidae.